AUGAAAAACAACUAUUAAAAUAUAGAAUAAGUUAACAAGUUAAGAGAAAUAAAAGCUUUAAAAAAGCUUUAAGGUCAUGAAAAUAUCAUUAAAUUAUUAGAAAUUUUAUAUGAUUAAUCUACAGGAAGAUUAGCUUUAGUUUUUGAAUUAAUGGAUUGUAAUUUAUAUGAACAUAUAAAAGGAAGAUAAAAUUAUUUAAACCAAUAAAAAAUUAAAUAAUAUAUGUAUUAAUUGCUUAAGGCUAUUGAUUUUAUGCAUUAAAAUGGUAUUUUUCAUAGAGACAUAAAACCUGAAAACAUACUACUUUUAGGUGAUCAUAUUAAAUUGGCUGAUUUUGGAAGUUGUAAAGGUAUGUAUGCUGAGCAUCCUUAUACUGAGUAUAUAUCUACUCGUUGGUAUAGAGCUCCUGAAUGUUUAUUAACAGAUGGAUAUUAUGAUUAUAAGACUGAUGUUUGGGGCGUUGGAUGUGUUAUGUUUGAAAUAAUAGGACUUUUUCCUUUAUUCCCAGGAAAAAAUGAAUUAGACCAAGUUCAUAGAAUACAUAAUAUUUUAGGAUCUCCUAAUUAAAAAGUUCUUGAUAGAUUUUAAAAAAAAGCUACUCAUAUGGAUUUUAAUUUUCCUUAUUAAUAAGGAACUGGUAUUGAUAAAUUAUUACCUAAUAUAUAAAAAGAAUGUAUUGAUUUAAUUAAAUAAAUGCUUAUUUAUGACCCUGAAGAGAGAAUUACUGCUAGUUAGGUUUUAUUUAUAUAUUUUUAAAAUAUUUCUAUUUAUUCAUAUUUUUUUAUUUAAAGGCCUUAAAACAUGAAUAUUUUAAAGAUUUUUUUUUGA
Messenger RNA from Ichthyophthirius multifiliis, 828 nucleotides. Its product is annotated as long flagella protein, putative. Gene Ontology annotation, molecular function: protein serine/threonine kinase activity; ATP binding. The transcript has 7 exons. Lineage: Eukaryota; Ciliophora; Oligohymenophorea; Hymenostomatida. Gene Ontology annotation, cellular component: nucleus; cytoplasm. Gene Ontology annotation, biological process: intracellular signal transduction; protein phosphorylation. The record is from RefSeq and is a predicted model, not a curated record.